UACUUUUACGCCUUACGCUGUAGCGGUUGGCAGUAUUUCUGUCUGCAAAUAACAUUGAGAGAAUCAAAACAAUAUCUUGAGGUUAAAAUACGUGAAUUGUGGAAUUAUAUUUAACAGGAAAAUGAAGUGAAAUAAAAAAUUGUUAGCAAUGUGGAGAAAAGUUUUCAGUGCAAUAUUUAUAGUAUUUUACAUAAAUACUAGUUUAGGGCUGCGAUGUUUGUGUGGUGUGUCUGAGACCCCUAUUACGGAUCCUCUGGCUACUCCAACCGUAAUAAAGGAUUCAUGCGAGGAGCCUAGCCUUGAGGAGGGAGGGUGCCUGGAGCAUGGAGCCUGCUAUGGAGUCUGCUCUACGGAUGGUUACUGCUUCAAAUCUAUCUCAAGGAAGGAUAAUUUUAUACGGAGAACUUACAGAUGUUUGGAUCAGCAUAUGCUGACCCCCGAGCAUAGACCUCUCUACUGCUACGCCCGUGCAGAUAUAACUGACAGGUAUAGAGUAGGUUGCUGUAAAACCGGAGAACUCUGUAAUUCAAAUAUAUCUUUAGUCCUGGAUCCUUGGACUCCAGAAAGUCCAGAUAGAAGUACUCUUCUUCUCAUCCUGGCUAUUGCUGUUCCUAUCAUCACUCUUGCUCUCAUCAUCCUCAUCUCCAUACUCAUAUACAGACAGUGUCAUCCCAGGUUUGGUUAUCAGAUGGUGUCUAAACCAGUUCAAAACACUGUUGUGAUUGAUCUGAGUUCUAACCAGCAGUUGACCGGCAGCACGUGUGUAGAUGAAAGUGAGAGUAUAUUGAAGUGUAUGCUGGAGAGUACAUGCUCAGGGUCCGGAGCAGGGUUACCCAUCCUGGUUCAGAGGAGUAUUGCAAGACAGGUAUCCCUGUUGGAGUGUGUGGGUAAGGGUAGGUAUGGAGAGGUUUGGAAAGGAUACUGGAGAGGAGAAAGUGUGGCAGUAAAGAUAUUCUCAAGCCGAGAUGAGAAAUCAUGGUUUAGAGAAUCAGAGAUAUAUCAAACUGUUAUGCUAAGACACGAGAAUAUCCUGGGAUUUAUUGCGUCAGAUAACAAAGACGAGGGCGUAGUGACGCAGCUCUGGCUUGUAACAGACUACUAUGAGAACGGAUCACUCUUUGAUUAUCUCUCCAGAUGUUUGGUGAGUGCUCCACAGAUGAUAAAGAUGGCAAUGUCUAUUGCUACUGGAUUGUCCCAUCUUCACAUGGAUAUCAUUGGUACACAGGGAAAACCAGCCAUUGCACACAGAGAUCUAAAAUCAAGAAAUAUUCUUGUAAAACGAGAUCUUACAUGCGCCAUUGCGGACCUGGGACUCUGCGUCAAGCACAAUUCUAUAACUGAUGAAGUUGAUAUACCAAUCAAUAACAAGGUUGGAACUAAAAGAUAUAUGGCUCCUGAACUAUUGGAUGAAAGUAUUAAUGAGAAACAUUUUGAUGCUUGGAAACGUUUUAUUAUUUAUGACUCAGUAAAAAAUGAAUAA
Eurytemora carolleeae is the source of this 1480-nucleotide messenger RNA. Its product is annotated as TGF-beta receptor type-1. The record is from RefSeq and is a predicted model, not a curated record. Gene Ontology annotation, molecular function: activin binding; ATP binding; activin receptor activity, type I. Gene Ontology annotation, biological process: activin receptor signaling pathway; cellular response to growth factor stimulus; nervous system development. The transcript has 14 exons. Bases 149 to 1480 code for a protein of 443 amino acids. Lineage: Eukaryota; Metazoa; Arthropoda; Copepoda; Calanoida; Temoridae. Gene Ontology annotation, cellular component: activin receptor complex; plasma membrane.